GCUAAGUGCCACUCUUACAGAGACAGCAGUACCACAGGAGGACAGCUUGGGCCUUUCAGCUCUGCGACAAACACAAGAGACAAAGCUGCAGCCAUGAACUCCAUCGCACGUCAACAGAAAUACACCCCAGAGCUCAAAAAAUCCAAGUCGAGGCAGAUCAUCAACCACUUCACAGAUGUGCACGGUCUGCCUUGCAUUGAGAAGAUUGUUAGGUCAGUGGAAGACACACCCAAUCCUAUCAACACCAACAUCAUCGGCAGAAUCCCAGAAUGGAUCGAGGGGAGCUUCUUGAGAAAUGGGCCUGGGAAGUUUGAGAUCGGAAACAACAGGUUCAACCACUGGUUUGACGGUAUGGCUCUCCUGCACCAGUUCAAAAUAUCUAACAGUCAGGUGACUUACAGAAGCCGCUUCCUGUCCAGUGACAGUUACAAAGCCAACAAGGAGUGCAACCGCAUUGCUGUGUCAGAGUUCGGGACUGUCACCAUGCCCGACCCCUGCAAAAACUUUUUCCAGCGCUUCCUGUCAAAGUUCGAGUUACCAAAAUCUUCAGACAAUGCCAACGUGAGCUUUGUGACCUACAAAGGUGAUUACUAUGUCAGCACGGAAACCAAUGUCAUGCACAGGGUCAAUCCUGAGACACUUGAGACAACCAAAAAGGUGAACUGGAGCAAAUUCAUUGCUGUGAAUGGAGCCACCGCACACCCACACACUGAGCCUGAUGGAACAACGUACAACAUGGGGAAUUCCUACACCACCAAAGGAGCCUCCUACAACAUCAUCCGGGUGCCACCAACCAAGAAAGAAGCAGACGAGACCCUGGAGGGAGCCACAGUGCUGUGCUCGAUUCCCUCAGUGGACAAGUCUAAACCCUCCUACUACCACAGCUUUGCAAUGUCUGAGAACUACGUGGUGUUCAUUGAGCAGCCCAUCAAGAUGGACCUAGUAAAGAUUGUGACAGGCAAGCUGAGAGCAAAAAGCAUCAGUGACGGCUUUUUCUGGGACCCAAGCCUCAACACUAUCUUCCACUUGAUUCACAAGCAGACAGGGAAGGUAAGCUCGGUCAAGUAUCUUGCCAAGCCGUUGUCAACCUUCCACCAGAUCAACGCUUACGAGGAGGACGGCUUCCUGAUCAUAGAUAUGUGUGCUUCAGAUGAUGGACAGGCAAUCAAUAACUACAACCUCCAGAAUCUGCGAAAGUCUGGAGAAGCUCUUGAUGAGGUGUAUAACACAUUAUGUAGAGCGUUCCCACGGCGCUUCGUGCUGCCUCUCAAUGUGGACCAUGACACACCCUAUGAGCUGAACUUGAACCGGCCCAACACCACAGCCACUUCUGUAAGGACUGGGAAGCAAAAGGUGUUCUGUACGCAUGAGGACCUCCACGGGGACGAUCUUCAUGAAUAUGGUGGUAUGGAGUUCCCUCAGAUCUACUAUGGCAAGUACAACACCCACCCCUACCGUUACUUCUAUGGCUGCGGCUUCAGACACCUUGUAGGAGAUUCACUGAUCAAGAUGGACCUACAGGGGAAACACAUGAAGGUCUGGGAACAACCUGGUCUAUAUCCGUCUGAGCCAGUUUUCGUCCCUGCCCCUAAUGCCACAGAGGAGGAUGACGGUGUCAUCAUGUCUGUUAUCAUCACCCCAAACCAGGACAAGAGUACAUUCCUCCUGGUUUUGGAUGCCAAGACAUUUGAGGAGCUGGGCCGUGCUGUUGUGCCUGUCAACAUCCCCUAUGGUUUCCAUGGGACAUUCAAUGCCACAGCAUAGACAUGUGAGGAGGAAACAAUACACCUGAACUCACAUGAAUAGAGAGAAGUCGUGGCAGAUGUUAUAAUAAUAAUAAUAAGUGAAUAUUGGCUUUUUAAGUUUUGUCUGUCUCUUCAUACAUGCAAAUCUUGAGCUCUCGACACAGGGCUAAAUGCAUAGUUUGCUUGGAUUAUUCUAUUUUUUUUUUUUUCAAAGUGCAGUCAUAGCCAUAGUUAUUACUAUUGAUGUUGCCAUGUGUCACAAUACAUUUACAUGUACUGAUUAGGAUGAGUCUUAUCUUUUAUGCUAGGGUUGUUGAGGUGAGAUGAGUCUUCAAGAAGCUCUUGAAGAUAGAGAGAGAAUUUGAAAGCUUGUUCCACCACCUGGGAACCACAAACAAGAACAGUCCGGACUCGAGCAUCAGUGUCGGCAAGCAUUAGUCCAUGAAUUUGAAUUUGAAUGGAGGUCGGUGAGCAGCGGAGGGACGCCCUUUUAGACUGAAUGAAGACCAGACACAGGGGUGCCUUCUGGACCAUCUGUAAGGGUUUCACAGAUGGGGGGCCCACAAGAGAGGCACUGCAGUAUCUGAGGUGAGAAAUUACCAUGGGCUGUACCAAUACAGGCAUACUGAGUCAAGCCCUGAGCUGCAGCUCUAGCUGCCCUAGAUAAGAAGAGAGACAACCGAUAGUUCGGUUGACUGCUUGAGUUUAACUUGAGAGAAGGCUUUUUGAGCAGAGAUGUUACAUGAGCCAGUUUAAAGCCAGUGAAGCAUUGAGUGCUGGCACAAUGGUGGGAACACGGAGGGAUUGUCGGGUUCAGAGAAUUGCUUACUGGUGGCUGCCACCUGUUGAGUAAAGGUGGCAAAAAUAUCAGCUGAGAAGUUAGUGUGUGGUAGGUGGUGGAGGAUUGAUUAAUGUUUCUAUGGUGUCUUGGGCACUGCUGAUCUUAUCAUCAUAAAAAGCAGUUCUGGUAGCACUGGUACUGGGUGAGAAUGAAGUUGAUAACCCUUGAGAUCAGCAGGGUGUCUUUUCUCUCAGCAGCUGUGAGAUCGAACGUUAUAGUAUUCAGAGAGCUGCUGCUGUAUAACUGUUAGGCACAGUUUUGGAUGAGAAUGACGUCAAGUUCUUUACCUGCUUUGCGCGCUGGAGGGGAAAACCACCAGUCCCCAUGACAGAAUGGCACUCAAAAGAGGUGCCUUUGUUUGGAGGCAACAGUUGAAUGAAUUUCAAUGUAUUGGAUAUUAGGAGACAUGUUUUGAGGCGAGACAGGAGGUAUGGGAGAAUGUGAGGUUAGUGGAGAGCACCGUCGGUGUACUGUAGCAGGGCCUUCUGGUUUGAUCCAGCUAUGUCUUGUGCCAGAAGCUGAUAUAGCUCAUGCUGCAUGAGCCCCGUUCAUAUAGCAUGAGCUAUACGUUCACGUCAGGACUACAGCUGAGUACACCUUCAGGAUUAGCAGCACAAACUACAGCCUCCACACGGCACACAUGCUUGUCCAGAUUUUUGGGGUGCAGUGUUCAUUUAUGUAUUAAUGCUCGUUCUCAAUGAUUCAUACAAAAGAAUUAUUGAAAACUUGAAUAUUGAAUGUUAUACAUAGAAAUGUGGACUGAAAAUAUUGAAAAUGUAAUUGCUUUAAAUACUUUAAGCCAUUUAAUAUUUUUUUUUAAAUUUCAAUUCCAAUUCAUUUACAGUGAAAGAUAAGGGGUCUGGUUAGCUAAAAAAAAAAAAAUGGGUGGGUUGGGGUGGGGGGUUGUAUUCCUGGUAGUCUAUACACACACUUUGACUGAAUUUUAUUUUUUACACAAAAUAAAAAGGUGAGUCUUAGUUCAAGGUCACCAAAGUCAUCCAAUUGUGUAAGAACAAGAAACACAAUUCAGGACAAGGCCCAUAUGUUGGAGUAAGAAAAUGAAUGAAGUAAUGAAUGACUUAAAUAAUGUGCAUUUCCUAAUACAUGAAUUAUACCCUCUGAAUAAAAACCUCCACUUUAA
Scophthalmus maximus (turbot) is the source of this 3727-nucleotide messenger RNA. RefSeq names its product carotenoid-cleaving dioxygenase, mitochondrial-like. The transcript is spliced from 12 exons. The record is from RefSeq and is a predicted model, not a curated record. Bases 94 to 1764 code for a protein of 556 amino acids. Gene Ontology annotation, biological process: retinal metabolic process; carotene catabolic process. Gene Ontology annotation, cellular component: mitochondrion. Gene Ontology annotation, molecular function: beta-carotene 15,15'-dioxygenase activity; carotenoid dioxygenase activity. NCBI's taxonomy places the organism in Eukaryota, Metazoa, Chordata, Actinopteri, Pleuronectiformes, Scophthalmidae.